Messenger RNA from Staurois parvus, 348 nucleotides. The record is from the annotation of a GenBank genome assembly. NCBI's taxonomy places the organism in Eukaryota, Metazoa, Chordata, Amphibia, Anura, Ranidae.
AAUGGAAAGAGCCGAAGACCUUGGCUCUGUUAUGUGAUCAGCUGUGUCCAAUCACAGCUGAUCACAUGGGACAUGUACACUGAUCAUCAGGGCACCGAUGACCAGUGUGCCCUGAUGAUCAGUGUAGCUCCAGCAGUGCCACCUGUCAGUGUCCAUCAAUGCCAGCUGUCAGUGUUCAUCAAUGCCACCUGCCAGUGCCACAUAUCAGUGCCUACCAGUGCACAUCAAUGCCACAAAUCAGUGCCCAUCUGAGCUGCCUUUCAGUGUCACCUAUCAGUGCCAGUCAGUUCCACCUAUCAGUGCCACCUAUCAGUGCCAGUCAAUGCCGCCUCUCAGUGCGCAUCAGUG